GUUUCUACAACUAACAUUAUUAUGAACGCCAAAAUGCGGAAAAUUUAAAAGAAAAAUAUCAACAAGAUACUUAAAAAUCGUAUUGUUUGUGGCCCCGCAGUGCCGGGUGACUGCGGUGGUUUUGUCUUCAUGCCAAAUUUAGGGGGAAAUUGGCGUUUUCUAGAGUCCCUUGGGUGCGGGGGCAUUUGGCGGGGUUUUACCAGCAGAUUGUCCCGACAGGGAGGAGACUUUGGCUGGACCGAAAGUCCCCGCUAUUUCCCGGACCUGGGGGGGCCUUGGUUAUUAAUGACUGGUGCAUAAUUAAAUAAUGUGAUCAAGGUAGCAUAACUGCUGACAAUGUCAGUCACUGAUGAGAGUAUCGAGGCUCGUAUAGCGGUACUGGAUGAGCUUGCGCAGUGCCACACAGACUGUUACGACGAUAGUGGGAAAAUCAGUACAUCCCUUCUUUCACGAGAAGGACUGACGGAUGCGUUGCUGACGCUGUAUGAGGAGUGCUGUAGAUACAGACUUCUUACCAACAAACAUGUGGCCGCCUUUGUAGCAAAAUAUGGAAAGACGAUUGACGAGUUACGAAAGCUUCGCAUUCAAGUGUCAGACUUUGAAGUGAAGGACAUAAUUGGGCGGGGACAUUUUGGAGAUGUACAGGUGGUCAGGGACAAGCACACAGAGACAGUUUAUGCCAUGAAGACACUCCGUAAACACGAAACUCUUUCCCAGCCAGAGAUAACGUUUUUUGAGGAGGAACGUGACAUAAUGGCCAAAGCAACAAGUCCCUGGAUCACCAAGCUUCACUAUGCUUUCCAGGACAGCCUAGCUCUCUACCUCAUAAUGGAGUUCCACGCUGGAGGUGAUCUUCUUUCCCUUUUAUCCCGACAUGAUGACAUCUUUGAGGAGAAAAUGGCUCGCUUUUACCUCGCUGAGAUUGUCCUCGCCUCAAACGACCUACAUAAGAUGGGAUAUGUUCACAGAGACCUGAAGCCCGAAAAUGUCUUAAUUGACUGUACAGGCCAUAUAAAACUGGCAGACUUUGGAUCAGCUGCCAAGUUGUCUGCGGCUGGAACGGUAAGCUCUAAAAUGCCAGUUGGUACGCCAGACUAUGUUUCACCAGAGUUGCUUAACGCCAUGAACAGUGACACAGUCAAUACAUACGGUCGAGAAGUAGAUUGGUGGUCCCUUGGGGUGUGUAUGUACGAGAUGUUGUUCGGGAAAACUCCAUUCACUGACGAGUCAGGAUCCAUGGUUGCUACUUAUUCAAACAUCAUGAAUUAUAAGGCAUGUCUGAAGUAUCCAAGCUCUCCCUUCAUCUCGUCAGAGGCCAAAAGCCUGAUGGGAGGCCUUCUGCAAGAUACGAACAAGAGGCUGGAUUAUGCUGCAAUAAGGAAACAUCCAUUCUUCAAACUCACCAACUGGGAUAGGAUCAGAAUUGAAACUCCGCCAUUCGUUCCCCAACUACAGGGUUUAGACGAUACGUCAAAUUUUGAAGAGUUUGAGAAGAUAAAAAGCCCUCCACUGUUUGAUGAUCACAAGAACGAGAAGGAAUUCUCUGGAAAAGAUCUACCGUUUGUUGGAUUCACAUACGUGGAAAAGCUUAAUUCCAAUGACAAGAGCAAGUCCAGUCUAUCAGCCAAAACAGACAAAUUAGACCUAAGUGUGCGCCAGUCAAUAGGCGGUGUGCGCCAGUCUAUAGGUGGCGAUGUCAGCACAUCAGUUCGGGAGCUCCAGCGUCUACGAGACAAGUGCAAGCUACUUGAGGAGUCGGAAUGCACGUUGCGCUCGAGCGUUGAUCACUUAAAGUUUGAACUGGGUGAUCGGGAAGAUAUGGUGGACAAACUGACACGUGAGAGCCAGACUUACCAGAUGGAUCUGGAGACCUACAUCGCCAAAUCUAACCGUCUGAGCAAGCAGAUUGAAGUUAUGAUAGAGGAGAGAGCGUCGAUGGAGGUAAUGCUAGGAAAGAUUAAGUGUAUGAACUCUGAGGCUGAACUGAUCGAAGGAGACCUUCAUAAGAUGCAGAUGGAAGAGCUUGAGGACAUCGUAGGGCAGUUGCAAGAAGAGAAAAAUGCCCUGACCCGGCGCUUGAGUCAACGAGACCAGCAGAUAGCCACAUACAGGGAGCAGCUGGAGAUUGCGCAGAAACAGGCCUCUAAGCUGCAGUUUAGGAUGGACAAGGAGCGUCGUAAAUCGAGCGACUUACAGCGUCGUGAUCUUGCAUUAUUGGAGAGCCAGGAUGAAAGAUGGAAGGGAGAAUUGGAGGAUAAAACGCACGAGAUACACGAGCUGUACAAGAGAAUCUCUGAGCUGGAAGAGUUGAUCGAAGCCUAUGAGGGCCAGGAGAAGGAGUUUAUGGAGAGGGAGCAAGCUCUUAGGCAGAAACUCUCCAGUCAGGCUGACUCAGGGACAGAUAACCUGGAUAUUCGUGUUAGAGUCACAACAUCGCCUAACAAGGACAGCAGGGUUUCAGAAAGAAUCAAGGAGUUGGAGGGUAUUGUUGAUAAACAAGAGCAUGAUUAUGAAGUUUGGCUGGAGAGAGAACAUGAGUAUAAGGACACCAUUGAGAAACUGAAAGAAGAGCUCGAGGCCAGAUCAGAGAAAGCAAGAUUAAGUAGUGAGGUCCGAGAAACCAUGGCAACACAAGUACACAUGUACAAGGAAGAGGUGCACAGUCAAAGGGAGAUCAUUAAGGAGUUGAGAGAGAAUGUCCAGCUGGUGUUGUCAGAAAACACUCCCAACAAUACAGAGAGGAAAUCUGCCUUGGAAAAACAGAUUAAAGGCUUGGAGGAGCAGAUUGAGUGUUACCGCGAUGACAAGCGUCACCUGAUGUCAGAAGUGAGCCGUUUCCGAGAGGAGAGCGGUGACAGGCAGUUUAAGAUUGCUGAGCUUGAAAGGACGACCUCUCGACAGAGUUGUAAGAUUGAGCGACUAGAACGUCAACUAGAGAAAUCUCGGGAAAAGGAGAUAGACUUGAGAUUGAAGAGAAGAGAACUCACUGACAUCAGAAUUAAGAUUGCGGAAGAAAGAAUUGCAGAUGUGGAAAAGGAGAAAUUUAAACUGGAAAGACAGCUAAAAGACAUUACAAAACAGCUUGAUGAGUUAAAAGACAAACAGACUGAUCUUAGUGAUAAGGCUAUGUCCACAACAAGUAAAGUCAUGGUUGAAAAUCUCGAGUUGAAGACUAAGAUGGAUGAUGUAAAUAGAAAUGUUGAAAAAAUGGAAAAGCAGAUUUCCAAGUGUGAGAGACAUAUUGGUGAACUUGAAGAAGAUAUUGCUGCAAAGAAUAAAGAACUGGCUCAUCUGAAAACAGUUAGAACUGAAAAACAGGAACUGGAAAGAAAAGUCAUGGAUCUUGAAUUUGAUCUUAAACAAAAGGAAAAGAAAGUUUUAGAAACAUCAGAAAAAGAGCAGCAAGUGACUAAAUUGGAAAGAGAAAAACAGAAUUUUGAAACUAAGAUAAAAUCUAUGGAGAAUGAAAUACAAGAAAUUAAAUGCAAGGAAAGGUCAGUUACAAUGCGGAGAUCAAAAAUGGAAGAUGUUGAAGACCUAAAGCAGGAGAAGAGGUUUCUGGAGAGUAAGGUGUCCAAUUUGCAGAGACAGGUCGAGAAUGCAGACCAGAAGACGCUCAAGCUGGAAAAAGAACUUGGUAGUGCUAAAGAGGCGGCGGAGAAAGUUAAAGUGUUAGAAGCAGAAAUCUCCAUACUGAAAAAGGAGCAGUCAAGACUUCAAGACGAACUUCAGUCAGAGAGAGUGACACACGAGAAACAGCUGAAGUCACAGGCAAUGUCAAGGAGGGAUGCUCAGAUUGCAGAAGACAACCUUGAUAAGGAGAAAGAGAAGAAUGAUUCAGUUCGAUCCAGGCUACAAAAGGAGCUCCAUGAAUCCAACCUGGCCCUCAGUGAGGCUCGGUCUCUACUCUCAGCCACACAGCGCCAGGAGAAGGCCACUAGGGACACUCUAGAGGGUGAUAUUAGAGAGCUCAGACAGAGGAUAUUCCUGCUAGAGAAAGAGAAAGGUCUGAAUGAGGACAAUAAUAAGAAAGAGGAGGCAGAGAAAGCCGCAGCGCAAUGCGAGGCCCUGGAAAAGCGUGUCAAGGAAGCAGAAUCCCGGGUAGGGGCCUCACAGCGGGAGAAAACAGCAGGACUCAUGGAGAGACAGCUCCUCAAGGACAGCCUGGCACAGAAGGAACACCAGUGUCAGCUAGAGGCACAGAAAGCUGAUAAGUACAAGAGUAUCUGUACAGAGCUUGAGGCCCAGAUUCGUGACUUGGAGGCCCUGACAGGGGAGUUUGAAGAGAGGGAGGCCCAAUGGAAACGUGAGAGGGCCACAUACGAGAAAGCUGUAGAGGAACGGGAAAAUGACUUAGAAGGGGCGAACCAGAGGCUUAAUGUGCUCAAACAGUUCAGGCAGAACUCAGCUGAGAUGGCAGCAGGUGUGAAAGACCAGCUCGAGAAAGCCCGCCUGAAACACCAGGCGGACAUUGACACACUUAAGAGACAGAUGGCAGAUAUCAACAAGGAAACACAGAGGCAACACCUACGGGUUUCAGACUUGGAGAGUCAGAACAGCAAGCUUCACUCUCUGGUGGAUCAACAGAAGGCCGUGCUGACAGCCAGUGAUGAGGAAAAUAGGAGACUGAAGGAAGAGAUUAGUAAGGUAUUAACGGAGAACCAAGAAACAAAACGGUCCAACCUAAAAUUGCGGCAGAACCUCGAGGAAGCUGUUGACAAGCUUGAGCUCAUCUUCGGAGAGAAAAUUGACCUUGAAAACUUCACUGAGGCGCUACAGGGCCUUCAUUUCCUUGAGAAGUAUCGCUUUGAGAGCACAAUUGACCAACAGAUGAAACUGAUAGAUUACCUACAGGAGCUCUGGCAGGACAGUAUGGCCAACAAGAAAAAGAAGGGCGGGAAGUUUUUUGCCAAGUCCGGAGGCAAGGAUGCUAUGGGCACAUUACCGGUAAUGGGGGACCUACAGACAAUUCUAGAUAAUGAGCUGAAGAAAUCUCGUCAGCUUCAGGAACAACUGGACAGGCUUCGAGCGGAAAACUACAAGCAGGCAAAUGAGUUGUUGAAGCUAAAGGGAACUCUAAGAGAGAAAAUGGUUGCGGAUUCUACUAACAUGAUGACCCCGAAUAUCAAAGCCCAGGUCCAAGUGCUGAUUCGAACCCCAGCCCCACAUCAGACCAGUGGCAAACCUCUAUUGACCCCUAGCGUGAAGAAAUCCCAUCAGGCACUUGCAUUGUCAUCUGCUCCAACGCCACAGCGGAUUCAGCACAAGAUUCCGCACCGGUUUGUGACUGGGCUGAAUACAAGAGCCACCAAGUGUGGUGUGUGCCUGGGUAGUGUCCCCUUUGUGAAACAGGCAUCCAAAUGUCAAGAAUGUUCCAUGGUAUGCCAUGUGAAGUGUUCUAACAUUGCCCAGCCGACAUGCGGUCUCCCCACGGAAUAUGUCCGCCAUUUCACCUCCAUGAUGGAUAAGGGGCCAGCCCCGUCGCCUCGCAACACUGUGGGAUCCCCUUUGGAAGGGGGCGAAGAGGGGAUUUCGAUGACUGGCUGGCUCAAGGUACCAAGGAGCAGUAAGCAACCUGGGUGGGAAAGACGCUAUGCCAAAAUGGAAGGCAACAUACUUCUCCUCUUCUACGAGGAUAACGACGCCAAUCCAUGCGACACAUUUGACCUUGUCCCCCCUGAGACAGAUGUUACCGUACACAGUGCAGUCAGUGCUGCUGAGUUGCCGAGUCUAGCAAAUAGUGACCUGCCAUAUGUGUUUCGAUUGGAGCAUGAGCCAUUGACGACAUGUUGGCCGGGCAGGGUUCUUUAUCUUAUGGCCCCGGGAUUCCCUGAGAAACAACAAUGGGUGGCGAGCUUGGAGGCCGCCAUCAAACACCUCCAGAAGGGGGACAAAGUUAAACGCUCAAAGAUGGAGAUGACCACAUUACUGGACCUGAGCGGAGAUCAGAGACUUGAACUCAACUGUUCACUGCUCCUUAGCAAGCAGUUGACGUUACUUGGAGCAGAUGAGGGCCUGUUUGCGGUGAAUGUUACCCGUGAUCCUCCUGUUCUCACAAAACUAAACACCUUCGAGAGCGUCCACCACCUUAAGUUUAUUCCUCAACUUAGCCUUAUUGUCCUUAUUAUGGGCAAAGAUCGACGUAUUCUCACAAUUGACAAGAAGCUCAUUCAGUUACGCCUGGGGCAGUCAAGCGGGGAGGAGACCCAGCCUGUCCACCAUAAUGUUGUCAGUGACGUGGUCGGGUGCACGGUGUUUGACGUCGGGAUGUGCGGGGACGCGGUGUACAUGGUGGUCGGCAUGACGGAGAAGAUCCUAGUCAUGAAGUAUAACCCUGAGCUGAGGCAGUUUUGUGUUAGGAAGGAGUUAUCCUCAAUGGAGCCAUGCAGCUGUGUAAUUGUCGUGGAAGGCUUUGCCAUCGUUGGUACUGACCGAUUCUACAAGAUCAAUCUGGAUCAUCCCAGUUUGCUGGAGUUUGUGGACAAGAAGGACAGCUCUCUGGCAUUUGCUGCGUUUGGAGCGGCCACCCAUCACAGCUACCCUCUGGCUGUGGUGCAAGUCUCACCUGAAGGCCUGCCAUUAGAGUUUCUGCUCUGUUUCCAUGAGUUUGGUGUGUAUGUGGACAACAAGGGAAGAAGAAGCCGGCCCGCUGACAUGAAGUGGAGUUGUCUACCUCUCUCUCUAGCAUACAAAGAGCCAUUCCUGUAUGUGACAUAUUUCACCAGUGUCCAAGCCAUCACUGUCCCAGCCAGUAAGCAGGAAAUCAGGGGCAAGCAGACAUCUAUCGACCUUGUGGGACCUCGAUAUCUGGGCGUUGCUCUGGAACCCUGCACGGUAUUUGUGGGUUCGAGUAACGGGGUGACCACCCAAAUGCUCAGUCUACGGGGCAAGGACGGGACUAUAGAACUUCCCAUCGGCAAAGAGAAUAGACUGGGUGUACGAUCGGCCAAGAAAGGUGACAGUUCCAAGAGCCAAACCUACAAUGUGAACAAGUACAAGUCUCCUCGUCUGUGUCGACGCCUGUCCCUCACCUCCAUCGAUAGUAACAGCAGUGUUUCCUCAUCAUCCACGGUGUCCAGCUACAGCAGUGUUCAGACUGAACUUUAGUUAUUGUUAAAGUUUCCUACAAUGGCUAGAAUUGGCAUUAGUAAUGUACAGACUAAUCUUUGGUAUUAGGAAAUGCAGAAAAAAAUGGUGGCUUAAAUGACCUUUACUGGUGGCAUACAUAACUUUCUGCAAAUGGCCACAAAUACACACAGUUAUGUCUGAAGAGCUACCGGGUAUAUUAAUUAACAGGAUUGACUUUUGCAUUGACCUAUUGUAAUUACUGUAUAAAAGUAUAGGUUUAAUUGUUGUAAUAUUUAAUUUGAAUUAAAAUUAUUUUAUAUGCCUCACAUUUACCAGUAAUAAUAGGGUCAUCUGGUAGGAUAAAGUUUAAAUGUAUUGCAGAUGAUUUUGUUAAUGGACAUGUAAGGGUUAUAUAAUUUGACAAGUCAGUUGUUGUGUAGAGUUUUUUUCUAAAGGGCUGUAUUUAAAUGUUUGAAAUCAAGUGCAUGUUUUACCAGUGUGUUCUUUUGGCUUGCAUGCAUGUUUAAUUUAUCCAAUACAGCCAGUAAAAGUAUGUUUUGGAUAAUAAGCCAUUUCAUGUUUCUUGUUGAUAGUGAAUAUCUUCAAACCACUUCUGUGUUCAACCUUUGCCUUGUAUGUAAUGAAAUUUGGCUAACUGCUGUUCUAACUAUACAGAAACUUUCUGAGUGUAUUGUUGUGCAUGGUUAAAUGGCAAAAUUCUUACAGGAGUAUUUCUUUUUUCUCAAAGUAUCUCCCUAAAAGUAGUCGUACACUUUCUCUGAAUAUUAUGUAUGCAUGUAAUAUGACUUUAUCUUAAAUUAUUUUUUUUCUUUUAAUUCAUUUUUUUUAUUCCUGUGUAUCAUAUUGUUGUUGUCUUCUUCAUUUCGUAUUGCUUUUAUUGGGUAUCUCUUGUGUAUAUUGUGCCUUAUUUAUAAUCAUUAUAAUGUCAUAUUUGUUUAAGACGCAAUACAGACCUAUGAAUGUCAUCGUGUGUCUGUUUUUGGAAUAAACAC
This is a messenger RNA of Mya arenaria, 8081 nucleotides long. RefSeq names its product citron rho-interacting kinase-like. NCBI's taxonomy places the organism in Eukaryota, Metazoa, Mollusca, Bivalvia, Myida, Myidae. Gene Ontology annotation, biological process: mitotic cytokinesis; peptidyl-threonine phosphorylation; actomyosin structure organization. Gene Ontology annotation, molecular function: protein serine/threonine kinase activity; ATP binding. Gene Ontology annotation, cellular component: cytoplasm; cytoskeleton. The transcript has 46 exons. The coding region runs from base 337 to 7107 and encodes 2256 amino acids. The record is from RefSeq and is a predicted model, not a curated record.